GCAAUACUGUGUCGUGAAGGAUGUAGAGUGCGCAUGCGAACACGGAACUUGCCUGUAGGACGCAAGGGCCAGCCGUAGGGAGUUUAGUAGAGUUUGGCUGGACACUCUAUUAUAGCUCGCGGAGAGGGUAGCUGGGUGCGGCCAUGGGGAAGCUGAACGUCGCUUUGUUGCGGUACCUUUCCCGAGACUACUUUCGGGUACUGACUGCGGUGGAAAUGGGCAUGAAGAACCAUGAAAUAGUUCCUCCUAGCUUGAUUGCCUCCAUUGCCAGUUUAAAACAUGGAGGGUGUAACAAAAUUCUGCGAGAAUUAGCAAAGCACAAACUCUUGGCUUAUGAACAAAUUAAAACGGUCCAAGGUUAUCGAUUAACUAAUGGAGGAUAUGAUUACCUUGCCUUGAAAACUCUUUCUUCUCGUCAAGUUAUCUUUUCUGUUGGAAACCAGAUGGGUGUUGGCAAAGAAUCAGAUAUUUAUAUUGUUGCAAAUGAAGAAGAGGAACAGUUUGCACUGAAGUUGCAUAGGCUUGGGAGGACAUCGUUUCGGAACUUAAAAAACAAACGGGACUACCAUAAGCACAGGCACAAGAUGUCAUGGCUCUACCUGUCACGUCUUGCUGCAAUGAAAGAAUUUGCUUAUAUGAAGGCCUUACAUGAUAGAAAAUUUCCUGUUCCAAAACCCUGUGACUACAAUAGACAUGCAGUAGUGAUGGAACUUGUCACCGGCUAUCCUUUGUGUCAAGUGCAUCAUCUUGAAGAUCCUGCCUCGCUGUACAAUGAGUUAAUGGAAUUAAUUGUAAAACUUGCAAACUAUGGCUUGAUUCAUGGCGACUUCAAUGAGUUCAAUCUCAUGCUAGAUAAUGAGGAUCAUAUCACGAUGAUUGAUUUUCCACAGAUGGUGUCAACCUCUCACCCAAAUGCUGAAUGGUACUUUGACAGAGACGUGAAAUGUAUUCGUGAUUUCUUUAUGAAACGCUUCAGUUAUGAAAGUGAACUCUACCCAACUUUCAAGGAUAUCAGGAAGGAAUGUUCUCUUGAUGUAGAAAUUGCAGCCAGUGGUUACACUAAAGAUAUGCAGGAAGAUGAUGCACUGCUUUACCCAGCUGGUCUUGAUGAUGAGGGCCAUAAAGCUGAGCUUUCUUCACCUGAACAUCAUGCUGAAGGGAGAAGGAAAUUAUGCAGUGCAACAGAUCAAGAGAUGGAAAGAGACUUCUCAAAUGAAGUUGAAGAUGCCUCUGAAGAGUUGGAGCAGACCUAUGAAGAAGACAGUGCUGAUGAAAGUGAGCAAAGUUUAGAUUUGAAGGAUCUUUGCUCUGCCUUACAACCAGUUGAAGGACAAAUUAUUGCUGCAAGAGACGGUACUAAAGCUGUGAGCUCUGUAAUUGAUUUUUCAGAGGAUGAAAAGAAAAUGGAAAAAUCCACCAAAAUUGAAGAUCAGACAGGUCAAGGAGAAGAUCCUGCUGACAAAGAGAAUGAAGAUGAAUGCCCUGAUCUGAUUGACUUGUCAACAUUAAACAGAGAAUUCAGGCCUUUCAGGGAUAAUGAGAGCAUGUUUCACAUCAGUGACCACAGAACAAGAACUAUGAGCAUCGCUUCAGUUGGCAGUGCUGGCAGUCGGUCAACUAUUCCUCCAGAACUGGUAAAGCAGAAGAUAAAACAUCAGUUGACUAAACAGCAAAAAGCUGCUCUCAGACGGCGACUGCAGAAAGGAGAAGCAAAUGUUUAUACCAAACAGCACCGGGAACACAUGCAAAAUAUUAAGUCUAGUGUGGAUGCUGCUAGCUUCUGGGGCUGACUUUCUUUAGAAAUAUUUUUCUAUCUUGCUUUGCGUCAUGCAAGUCAAUGAAAGAGGUGGUUCUUUGACUCAA
Molecule: messenger RNA, 1863 nt
Organism: Heteronotia binoei (common prickly gecko)
Lineage: Eukaryota; Metazoa; Chordata; Lepidosauria; Squamata; Gekkonidae
Gene: RIOK2
Product: RIO kinase 2
Exons: 10
Coding region: 144-1790 (548 amino acids)
Biological process (GO): maturation of SSU-rRNA; protein phosphorylation
Cellular component (GO): preribosome, small subunit precursor; nucleus; cytosol
Molecular function (GO): protein serine/threonine kinase activity; ATP binding
Source: RefSeq, a predicted model, not a curated record